UUUUAAACCAGGGUCUAGGUGGAGUUCCCCUCUCUGGUCUGGUCCACUUCCUCUGAGAACUCAUCCACGAACAGGUUUCAAAACCAACCAGACCACGUUGGCGAUGGAUCAACAGAAGUAUCGUAACGCUGGAGUCCAGGAAAAGCUGGAAAUCGUUGGAGUGGAGGAUGAGGCCGGGAACCCCAUCAGCGCCCUCACCAUCCUGUCCCUGCUGGAACGGGUGGCAGGAAUCAUCGACAACGUCCAGUCGGGGCAGCAGCGCAUGGAGGAGCGUCAGCUGGAGCUGGAGAACAGCAUCAAGAACGUCCAGGGCGACGUCCUGAAGCUGGCCAAGGACCACAGUGACACCAGUGGGACGGUGGAGAAACUGCUUCAGAAGACGCGGAAGGUCAGCGCUAACGUGAAGGAGGUCCGGACCAGAGUGGAGAAACAAAACGUACGGGUGAAGAAGGUGGAGUCCACGCAGGACGAGCUGCUGACCCGCAACAAGUUCAGGGUCAUCAUCUACCAGGGGGAGACAGAGAUCCCGUCUGUCGCUGUGACCAAGUCUCCCAAAGGCGUUGGUCUGGAGGGGGUGGAGAUCGAGCCGGACUCCUACGACCUCCCCGCCGACCUCUCCUCCGACGAGGAGUACUUGAGCGUGGAGGAGACCGAGUCCUCACGAGGCGCUCGCCUCAAGAAGUCCAUGGUGAAGAGCGGGGAGACGCUGAAGGCUACCUUCUCCAAGGAGAACAUGAGCAAGACCAAGGACAACAUCAGCAACAAGUUCCACAACCUCGGCGAGAAGGUCAUGCCCCCAGAGCGCCGCGAGAGGAUGCAGCAGGCCGGCGAGCGGCUGAAGGAGAACAUCGCCAAGAAGGCUCCCAACAAGGAGACGUUCCGCAUCAAGCUGAAGAAGGAGAGGGCUGUGGCCGAGGGCCAGGAGGGCGCCGAGGUCGAGGCCGAGGUCGAGGCCCAGGUCGAGGCCCAGCCUCACAUCCAGGUCCAGGCAAAGGCCGAAGAACCACAGGGAGUGGCCUACACCGAAGUGGGCCAGGAGGAGAACCGGGCCACCAGGAUAGGAUAGGAUGGUGAGAGGAGGUGACACUUGUUCAUGAUUGGUCCAGAACAAAGAGGGCGUUUGAGGAUGUGUCAAGAAAAGAGAAAGUGACGGAGAAACUUUGUUUUGUUUGUUUCUAAUUAAACAAAAAUAAUAAAACGCAAAAAGUGAAGAAGGUCCACGUCGGGAUGAAAAACAGGUCCAGUCCAAAUCAGCACAGACACACACACAGCUUCUGGUCUGGUGAUUCAGCUGUGGGAUGGUGGCCUUCACAUCUUCACCAGGUGCCACUGUUGGACCGACAGUGUCUGGGCUCCAGUCUGCCCCCUAGUGACACAGCUGAUUUCCACAGACCUUGUAGUUUUAACAAUAUUUUUCCUCCUUCACCAAAACUCACAGAGAAAACCAGUCAAACCAGCAGUCGUUGAUCCACUGAUCAACUCAGGUCACAACUGACCACCGGAGGCAGCGGUCUCUCCCUGGUUUUCUCCGUAGACUCUGGUGGAGGAGUGUUUGGAACCCACAGCUUCCUGUAACGGUGACCGUGAACAGAUCGAUCGGACACGGAAGACAAACUCUUUCCUUCUCUGAACAAACAGAAGUUUAAGUAAAAAAGUGAUUUUCACCACAUGACAUCACCACAUGACAUCACCACAUGACAUCACCACAUGACAUCACCACAGAAACGGCUGAAGCGCUCCGUCUGAGAGGUCAAAGGUCAAGGCUUUAGAACUUCAGGUUCAUUUUAGCUUCUGAUUAUUGAACAGGAGCUACAUGCUAACAGUCCACUCCACACAUUAACACCAUUUUGAGCUCGAUGUACAGUAUGUAGACAGCUAAGUGUUAGCAAUAGCUAAUGACAUAUAUCUAGUUAAUCAGUUUGUUAUGAGGAACUGAAAAACAGACGCCCGGUGACCACGGCUAUGAUGAGAUGAAAUGAGGGGGCGGAGCCUCAGCUGGACUCUGAGGAGUCGAACAUCAGACCGGUUUCUGAACAAAAACAAAAACACACACAGUUAACGUACGAUUUUCUUCACAGGUCACCUGGUCUGCUAAUGAGGCGUUAAAGAAAAUUUAGCUGAAAGUAGCCCUGCUGUUAGCCUAACCCUUUAUUUGCACUGCUGCUUCGUAGAAAAUAAAAGUUUGUUUUUUAACAUUUUUUGCUGCUUGAGUUUUUCUGCUUCCUUUAAUUAGCAUAGAUUAGCAUAGUUAGCAGCGCUAAAUGAUGAAUGUAGUUGUGUGUGAGUUAUAAAACAAUCUUAUAUUCUGACGUCAGGAGAGACUCUUAUUCUGACAUCUGUCCUGCGUUGACGACUUCCUGUAUUUGUGUUUUGUUUUGUGUUGCUGCUGAAAAAUAUAAUAUAAAUAAGAAAACUGAGAAUCGUGUCGGGGCUGAUCUGAGCGGCGUUGCUAACUUGCUAACUGACGAAUUCGGUAAAGCAAGCUAACGUUUUAAAAAUUGAAAUCAAACUACUGCUACAGUUGUUAGCAUAUUUUCAAGCGCAUGCUAACUGGACAAAAGGUUAUCAAAGUUCUUGCCAUCCUAAAAUGGAGUGGAAACUCACCUCCAGGGUGCGCUGUGGUUAGCCUCAGUGUUUGACUGAAAUACUAUGAUCAUAAACGUAGACAUUUCAAAGUUUAUUCGUUUUGUUGUUUGUCUUUCACUUUUCAUCAGCUGAAUGAAGACGUUUUGGUCUGUUUUUGUACAAAUAAAGUUUCCUAAAACCAGCGCAGCCGGUGGUUCAGAUGUUUUAGAUCAUCACCUGGACAUGCUGUGUGUUUCUAAGACUUGUCUGUCUGUGACAACAACAAUCAUAACAUUAAUAAUAACCAAUGAUUGUCAUUGGUCAUUGAAUGUGUCUUUGAAACAUUUUAAACAACCUAAAA
Messenger RNA from Cynoglossus semilaevis (tongue sole), 2926 nucleotides. RefSeq names its product caveolae associated protein 4a (gene cavin4a). The transcript is spliced from 2 exons. Gene Ontology annotation, biological process: regulation of gene expression. Gene Ontology annotation, cellular component: cytoplasm; caveola. The record is from RefSeq and is a predicted model, not a curated record. NCBI's taxonomy places the organism in Eukaryota, Metazoa, Chordata, Actinopteri, Pleuronectiformes, Cynoglossidae. The coding region runs from base 104 to 1066 and encodes 320 amino acids.